CUUAGGCUUAUCCAUAUGGACGUCCGUUCCUCCCUUGUACCUGACAACCAGCCGCUUGGUGAGAUUCACGCUCAGGGAAGGGGGUUGUCAGCGAGAGAGAUGGGGGGCAAAGAUUCGACCAUGUCCCACUCCGGAGCCCAGGGCAGCAUUGGGAGCCACCCAGCCAUGGGGCUGCGUACCCACAAAAUGUACCUGUUUGAGUUUGAGAACUUCCAGGGUCGUAUGAUGGAGUGCAUCACUGAGUGCCGUAACCUGUGUGAGAAGGGAUUCGAGAAGAUCGGCUCCAUCAGGGUGGAGUGUGGACCCUGGGUGGGCUAUGAGCAGCAGAACCUGAGUGGAGAAAUGUUCAUGCUGGAGAAGGGAGAGUACCCCCGCUGGGAUACCUGGAGCAACAGCUACAGGUGUGACCGCUUCAUGUCCGUCAGGCCUGUUCGCAUGGACACCCAGGACCACAAGAUAUGCCUAUUUGAGUGUAAUAACUUUGAGGGCCGUAAGAUGGAAGUUUGUGAUGAGGAUAUCCCGAGUCUGUGGUCCUACGGCUUCCAGGACCGUGUUGCCAGCAUCCAGGUCACUGGUGGAACUUGGGUUGGCUAUCAGUACCCCGGUUACCGUGGCUACCAGUACGUGUUCGAGUGCGGUGUCUUCAAGCAUUGGAACGAGUGGGGCGCCCACCAUCCCCAGAUCCAGUCCAUCCGUAGAGUGAGGGAUAUGCAGACACAUCGCAGAGGCUGCUUUGAGUGGACUGCCUAGAAGGGGCCAGGCAGGCGAUGGGUUGUGGGCCAGCAAGACAGAGGGGAAGGGGUCUGGCUAGCCCUGGAGCUAACCAUUCCGGAGUCUGGAGUUCCAUCUUGGAUCUCCACACAGCCAACAUAAGCUAACAGCUAAUAACAUAACAUCACUGGCUCCACCUCAAUCACUUACUAGUUGUAACAUUCAGGGUGCGUGUACUGUAAUUCACAAUCCCUGAAUGAAGACGUUGCCACCUACUGGGAAAGGGUUGUUACUGCAGUUCACCUGCAGAAGACUUCCACAAUGCCUGAAUAUAAUAAUACUGGUGAAACUGAUAGCUGUACCCUCUGUUCCAAGACCUGAUAGAAUUAUAGCAUGAAAAGAUUUAUGAUGGGAAUUUUAAUGGGGGAAAGGGAAUUAGUUAACAAAGAUUAUAUAGCUUCAUUAGUUUGUGUUCACUUGUUUGUUUCCAUAUCUGCAAACCCAUUGAUUUUAUACAUCUUACUGACUUGUUUCUUAGCUAUAUACCAAAUGAUGCCAAAUAAGCCUGUUCAUUACAAUGCUCUACCCUCCUGCAA
This is a messenger RNA of Salvelinus sp. IW2-2015, 1307 nucleotides long. RefSeq names its product beta-crystallin B1-like. Gene Ontology annotation, biological process: lens development in camera-type eye; visual perception. The record is from RefSeq and is a predicted model, not a curated record. Lineage: Eukaryota; Metazoa; Chordata; Actinopteri; Salmoniformes; Salmonidae. Gene Ontology annotation, molecular function: structural constituent of eye lens.